AUGUCAAACGAGGGCAAAGAAACUUGUGUUGGAAAAGAUGUGGAGGACGUAGAAUCUGACAAUUAUCAAGAAGAAGAAGAUGAAGAAGGUGUGUUUGAACUUGCAACAUUUUUUUGCUUUUUCUUUGAAGAAUUUCCUAAUUCUCUCUUUUCACCCCGCAGUAUUCUGCGCGUGAGCGAAAAAUAAACAAUAAAUUUAAUAUUCCAGUGAUUGAAAAUAAUGCCGGAAGUUCGGAGAACAGUGGUCUGUCGAGAAGGGCGCAGAAUAGGAUCCGUGCACGUGAGAGGUACAAAUUCCACAAUAAACUAUUCUCUUUUUUCAGUUAUUUGCAACAUCGGAAGAGGAAGCGAGUGGAAGAACGGGAAAAAAGAAAAGCGAAACGGAAAACAUUGA
Molecule: messenger RNA, 393 nt
Organism: Caenorhabditis auriculariae
Lineage: Eukaryota; Metazoa; Nematoda; Chromadorea; Rhabditida; Rhabditidae
Source: the annotation of a GenBank genome assembly